UCCAUCCUGAUGUUCAACAGAACACCAUUUUUAAAACCUUACAACGCACUUCUGAAAAUCUGUAGCGGGCUGAAGGACACUCCAGCAAGGACAACUGAAGGAAUUUACGUGUUGAAGAGAUCAGUAUACUGAAAGACACCAGAUAUCAUGUCAAAUUCAAGCGAAAAACUGAACCAACUUUCUUACACUGACCUGCACUGCUAUCUCUUCGCCAAGGCUCCUGUUCGACCAAUAAAAAUCGACGAACUGAAGCAAAAGGUUAUUGAGUAUCGCAACAUUAAAGGGAGAAACACAAUUCAGAAAUAUCCCAACAUGCUGCUUGACUUAAUCAAAAAGAAUUUACCGGAUGGCAUCACCGAGGAUAAUACGAGAUUAUCCCGAGCACUGGAAUCAUUUCCGAGAGAAGUUCAGUUGUGUACUUCUAGUGUCCCUUGUGUGGUGUACGGAGUGUGCGCAAGACAGUAUAUUCCUAUUGGUACUUGGAUUGGCCCAUAUGAAGGACGACAAUGUCAUCUCAAUUCAGUUGAUUUGACUGCUGAGGAGAACAUUUACAUGUGGGAGAUUUAUCAAGACGGCCGAUUGGCGUACUAUCUGGAUGGUAGCAACGAGGAGACAUCAAGCUGGAUGCGAUUUAUUGCUUGUGCCCGUAACAAUAGCGAACAAAACCUUUAUGCUUUUCAAUACUGUGGAAACAUAUACUACAGGGCAUUUAAAGAAAUACCACCGGGUACAGAACUCCUGGUAUGGUACGACGAUAUAUACCCACAAAACCUUGGGAUCCCACUAAAGAUUAAUGACCUGGGCUACAUGGAGACUGAUGAUAUCAACGCUGCCAUUCCCGCACGUUCUUCAGACUUAGCUCCAAUUAACUUGCCUGAAGAUAGUCAAUUUGCUCUCAAUGGAGAUGGCUGGCUGGAAACUACAAAGAGCCUCUUAUCUCGCUCCACAAUUGUCCAAUCAGUACUGCCUGCAUUGUCACGUGAGAAAUCUCGAGAGAAAUGUUUUCUUCCGGAGUCCUUGAGAGAGUUCCCUGAUGCCAAACAGAGACAUGCAAAGUCGUUUUUAGAUCGGUACAAAGAUCGUCAAAAUGAUGAGCGAAGUAAAGAGGCCUUUGACAUAUGUCGAGACGAUGAAUCAGGGAUGAGUUCGUUUCGAUGUGGACAAUGUGAAAAAACCUUUCCACAAAGAUCUAUCCUGCAGUUACAUAUCUGCACCCGAACGCCGAACAAACCUUUUGAAUGUAGUUUCUGUGGAAACGCAUUUGCAAAUCCGAACGAUCUUCGUGCACACUCAUCGAUACAUUCCAACGAGAAGCCUUUUAAGUGUGGCUACUGCUCACGUGCAUUUUCUGGAGCAACGACGUUAAAUAACCAUAUAAGGACACAUACAGGAGAGAAACCUUUUAACUGUCAAAAAUGCGGUAAAACCUUUUCACAAGGUGCGCAGUUAAGUCGACAUCAACGUAUUGAGUGUAUAAACAAAACGGUUUCGACUUGGAAUUAAUUACCCUCGCGGUGUACUGCACGUGACCAAAAUACGUCAUAAUGUAUGACCGAAAGGUACUGUGUGUAAUAGUGUUAAUCAUGAUGUUCUCGAUCAGACAAAGAAACUCGAUCACCUCGUAAUCGUAGGUUUAAUACAGAUAGAUAUUAUCCUAAGGUCAAUUAAUACGACGGAUUUUUACUCUGACAAGCUACUAAUUCAAUUAAAAAAGUUCUUCACUUUUUCCCUAGAAUAACGUGAUAUAAAACUUCGAUAUCACUUUAAAUCUUCAUUAAUGACAGUCAGCCUCAGUUGAUAUUGUUAAAGCGCUAUUAUUCGAAUCAGACAAGCUUAAUUUGUUUUAUCAACGUAACUUAUAUUUGUAUAUCUUGAAUGCCGCAACCUGCAUGCACUUGAUUACCAUAACUAGCUGUCCAGUUCUCCUCAGAAAGAGUUCGUUGUAAUUUUUCAUCGAUUCUUUUACGCUGCAGUUUUUAAAAGAGAUGUUAUAAGCGCAAUCAAAUCAUAAAAACAGUGCUUUUGCUAGGUAUAUUUAGCACUAUGUGGCGCGUAAGUAAAGUGGCUUCACUCCCACUUCACUGCUUGUAAUUGCAAAGUCAUUUUUGGAACAUUUGUUAAACAUUUCUUUUAUUUCAUGUCACUUGUUCUUGUGUUUUCUUUGUUUUUUUUG
Exaiptasia diaphana is the source of this 2173-nucleotide messenger RNA. RefSeq names its product putative histone-lysine N-methyltransferase PRDM6. Bases 148 to 1503 code for a protein of 451 amino acids. The record is from RefSeq and is a predicted model, not a curated record. Gene Ontology annotation, molecular function: protein binding. The transcript is spliced from 5 exons. Lineage: Eukaryota; Metazoa; Cnidaria; Anthozoa; Actiniaria; Aiptasiidae. Gene Ontology annotation, cellular component: nucleus.